AGAAGCCCUAUUGGAACCUUGCUGCAAUGCAAAAGGCCCAUCCAAUCAGAAAAACAUCCAACCAAAACGACAUCAAUUCGACUCCCUCGUAAAACCCGAAUCUCUGACUCUCUCUCUCUCUCUGUCCGAGUAUCCCCUGAAUCUCUCUUCAUCUGACAGUUUGGUGUUGUAAAAGGGUAAAAAAGAUGGGAGUGAAACAAGCUAUAAAGAGCCUGGAUGCGUUUCCCCGUGCGGAAGAGCAUUUGUUGCAAAAGACACAAUCUGGGGCUCUUGUUUCCGUCAUUGGGCUAGUUAUAAUGGCUACGCUGUUCUACCAUGAGUUGGCAUAUUAUCUUACUACAUAUACGGUCCAUCAGAUGUCUGUAGACUUGCAACGUGGAGAAAUUCUUCCAAUUCACGUUAAUAUUACAUUUCCCUCUUUACCUUGUGAUGUUUUGAGUGUGGAUGCAAUUGACAUGUCAGGAAAGCAUGAAGUGGAUCUGGAUACAAACAUAUGGAAACUUCGCUUGAACAGUCAUGGCCAUAUCACCGGCACUGAAUAUUUAUCAGACCUUGUAGAGAAGGAACAUGAAGCUCACAACCAUGAUCAUGAUAAAGAUCAUCACAAGGAUUCCCAUGAAGAACAGCAUACCCAUGGCUUUGAUGAUGCUGCUGAAACUAUGAUCAAGAAGGUCAAGCAAGCAUUGGCAAAUGGAGAAGGAUGUCGGGUUUAUGGCGUUCUAGAUGUCCAAAGGGUUGCUGGCAACUUUCAUAUUUCAGUUCAUGGACUAAACAUUUUUGUUGCUCAAAUGAUUUUUGAUGGAGCUAAGCAUGUCAAUGUAAGUCAUAUUAUCCAUGACUUAUCAUUUGGACCAAAAUAUCCUGGAAUUCACAACCCUCUUGAUGGGACUGCACGGAUUCUGCGUGAAACAAGCGGAAUAUUCAAAUAUUACAUCAAGAUUGUUCCAACUGAGUACAGGUACAUCUCCAAAGAUGUUUUGCCGACCAAUCAAUUCUCUGUUACGGAGUACUUUUCUCCCAUUACAGAUUUUGAUAGGACAUGGCCAGCUGUGUACUUCUUGUAUGAUUUGUCACCUAUCACCGUCACAAUCAAAGAAGAACGGCGUAGUUUUCUUCAUUUUAUCACUCGGCUCUGUGCGAUUUUAGGGGGUACAUUUGCCUUGACAGGAAUGCUAGAUCGGUGGAUGUACAGGCUUCUUGAGGCACUGACUAAACCAAACCGUGGAAGUGGAUUCCUAUAAAUGUAAUGGGAACAUGAUUAGUGGCAAUCCACAAGCGUCGCAGAGGAAUUCUACUUGCAAAACCCAUGGAGUGCCCAGGUCUCAGCACUAGAUGUUGAAUUAAAUUGCCAGGGAAAGAGUUAAAAAGCCAAGACAGCCUGUAAUAUCACCCCCUCCAUGUUUCACCCCCCCUGUUCGAGGGUGGGUGGUUGACUGAACGUUUGUAAAAUGCCUGUAACACUACUUUUUCAAGCACGCAGUAACAGUAUAGCUCGAGGGGAAAAUAUGAAGGUGUACAUGUGGGAUUCUUUCCAGGCUAACAGUUUUGAUUUGUUCCGACCUUUAUAAGAGUUUCAAUUUGUGUCA
Messenger RNA from Populus trichocarpa (black cottonwood), 1586 nucleotides. RefSeq lists its product as uncharacterized. The coding region runs from base 186 to 1241 and encodes 351 amino acids. Gene Ontology annotation, cellular component: COPII-coated ER to Golgi transport vesicle; endoplasmic reticulum. The record is from RefSeq and is a predicted model, not a curated record. The transcript has 12 exons. NCBI's taxonomy places the organism in Eukaryota, Viridiplantae, Streptophyta, Magnoliopsida, Malpighiales, Salicaceae.